This is a messenger RNA of Chroicocephalus ridibundus (black-headed gull), 1647 nucleotides long. RefSeq names its product transmembrane protein 121-like. The transcript has 2 exons. The record is from RefSeq and is a predicted model, not a curated record. The coding region runs from base 117 to 1055 and encodes 312 amino acids. NCBI's taxonomy places the organism in Eukaryota, Metazoa, Chordata, Aves, Charadriiformes, Laridae.
CGCCGCCGGGGCGCGCCGGGCGAUGCCGCGCCGGGCCCGGGGCCGCCGCCGGGGCCCCGCCGCUACCGCCGCCGCCGCCGCCGCCCUGCCCCGGCGCCCCGGGGAGUCGCCCGAGGAUGGUUCCCCCACCACCUGUCAGCAAGCCUCACGUGUGCCUCUCCACUGUGCUCAUCAUGACCAGCCUCGUCCUCAUGGAUGCCUACCUGGUGGAGCAGAGCCAGGGCUCCAGGAAGCUGGGCAUCUGUGUCAUGGUGGCAGUGGGUGACGUGUGCUUCCUGCUGGUGCUCCGCUACGUGGCCAUCUGGGUCGGGGCAGAGGUAAAGACAGCUAAGCGGGGCUACGCCAUGAUCCUCUGGUUCCUGUAUGUCUUCGUUCUGGAGAUCAAGGUCUACUUUGUAUACCAGAACUAUAAAGCUGACCGGAAAAGCCUGGAUCUCAUAGCCCGCAAAGCACUGACCUUGCUGCUCUCCAUCUGCAUCCCAGCCCUCUACGUGUUGUUGGUGGCCACGGAACACAUGGAGUACGUCAGGACAUUCAAGAAGAAAGAAGAUCUCCGCAACCGCCUCUUCUGGGUCAUUGUGGACAUGCUGGAUGUGCUGGACAUCCAGGCCAACCUGUGGGAGCCCCAGAAGAAGGGGCUGCCACUCUGGGCCGAGGGCAUCAUGUUCUUCUACUGCUACAUCUUGCUCCUCGUCCUCCCUUGUGUGUCCCUCUGUGAGAUCAGCAUGCAAGGGAUCGGCAUCAUGCCGCACCGGAUGAUGCUGUACCCCAUGCUGAGCAUGCUCACUGUCAACAUCACCACCAUCUUCAUCCGAGGCAGCAACAUGAUCUUCUUCAGGGACGCCCGGGUCUCCAGCAUCUUCAUGGGCAAGAACAUGCUGGCCAUUGGGCUGAAGGUCUGUACGUUUGUGCAGUACCAGCGGCACCGGCACCACACGCCCCCGGGGCCGGACCUUGCCCUGCAGCACAGUUCCCAGGCCCAGCCCUCCCCGGGGCUGCACAAGUCCCGGGACCAGCCCGCCUGCCCUGAGGAGCUGGCCCAGGACAACACGUGACAAGCCAGCAGGAGCCACAGCCUGGGCACCACCACACCUGGCUGUACCUGCAUACGUGAGGUGGGCUGCUGGGCUCCCCACCUGGACAGUGGGCAACGACCCUGCUCCCUCCCUCCCUGGGUGAAGCUGCUCCAGUCCCCGAGGGUGGCACGAUGAGGGCCACCCCCCGUAAGGCCACAGAGCAGUUUGGGACCUCAGCACCCCACCGAGUGAGACGGGCAGUGGAGCAGAGGAGGCCAUGUUUGCCUGCCACACGCCAUGUCUGGCUGGGGCCAGGCAGCCCUACCCUGCGCCGGGCUCCCCCCAUCAGCGCUCCCCGCGCAGCGCUGCCCUCUGGCCAGCCAGGGCUCAGGCCAUGGUGGCUGCAUGGGGACACUGCGGGUCACCCGCUCUGCUGUUGGGGUUGGCCCUGGCUCCAGCUCAGUGUUUGUCAGCAGCCUGCUCCCUCCUGCCUGAGCCGGGGUCCCCCCCAUCCUGGGGGAGCGAGGUCCGGACCUUCCCCUGCCUGUCACCCCUCAGCCAGCUGCGAGCCCGGGGGAGACCAGAGGGGGUGACUGUCCUUUUUUUGUAUCUCCCUCUUUGCAAUAAAAGA